GGGCGCAGGCGGCGCGGCGGCGCGGGGCGGAAACGCGCGCGCCUGAGAGCGGCGCGGAGCUUGGGUCGAGCCGGCUGGAGCAUCAUGGACACUGACCUGUAUGAUGAGUUUGGGAAUUACAUCGGACCAGAGCUUGAUUCAGAUGAAGAUGAUGACGAACUGGGCAGAGAAACCAAAGAUCUUGACGAGAUGGAUGACGAUGAGGAGGAUGAGGAUGUCGGCGAUCACGACGACGACCACCCAGGCAUGGAGGUGGUGCUGCAUGAGGACAAGAAAUACUACCCCACAGCGGAGGAGGUGUACGGGCCCGAGGUGGAGACCAUAGUUCAGGAGGAAGACACGCAGCCCCUGACAGAACCUAUUAUUAAGCCGGUGAAAACCAAGAAAUUCACUCUGAUGGAGCAGACGUUACCUGUCACAGUGUAUGAAAUGGAUUUCUUGGCUGACCUGAUGGAUAACUCAGAGCUCAUCAGAAAUGUCACCCUUUGUGGGCACCUCCACCACGGCAAGACAUGCUUCGUUGAUUGUCUGAUAGAGCAGACUCACCCAGAAAUCAGGAAGCGCUACGACCAAGAUCUCUGCUACACUGACAUCCUGUUCACAGAGCAGGAGAGGGGCGUGGGCAUCAAGAGCACCCCGGUAACCGUGGUCUUGCCCGACACCAAAGGGAAGUCGUACCUCUUCAACAUCAUGGACACACCAGGACAUGUGAAUUUUUCUGAUGAGGUCACGGCCGGCUUGCGCAUCUCAGAUGGGGUGGUCCUCUUCAUCGAUGCUGCUGAGGGGGUGAUGCUGAACACAGAGCGACUGAUCAAGCACGCCGUGCAGGAGCGGCUGGCCGUCACCGUGUGCAUCAACAAGAUCGAUCGGCUCAUCCUGGAGCUGAAGCUGCCACCCACGGAUGCAUACUACAAGCUGCGCCACAUCGUCGAUGAGGUCAAUGGGCUGAUCAGCAUAUACUCCACGGAUGAGAAUCUGAUCCUGUCUCCGCUCCUGGGCAAUGUCUGCUUCUCGAGCUCCCAGUACAGCAUCUGCUUCACACUGGGCUCCUUUGCCAAGAUCUAUGCUGACACCUUUGGUGAUAUUAACUACCAGGAGUUUGCUAAAAGACUCUGGGGUGACAUCUACUUCAACCCCAAGACGCGAAAGUUCACCAAGAAGGCCCCAACCAGCAGCUCCCAGAGGAGCUUCGUGGAGUUUAUCUUGGAACCUCUGUAUAAGAUCCUGGCCCAGGUGGUGGGUGACGUGGACACCAGCCUCCCAAGGACCCUGGAUGAACUCGGCAUCCACCUGACUAAGGAGGAACUGAAGCUAAACAUCCGCCCCCUUCUCAGACUGGUGUGCAAGAAAUUCUUCGGCGAGUUCACAGGCUUUGUGGACAUGUGUGUGCAGCACAUCCCGUCUCCGAAGGUGGGCGCCAAGCCCAAGAUCGAACACACCUACACGGGUGGCGUGGACUCCGACCUUGGCGAGGCCAUGAGCGACUGUGACCCCGAUGGGCCCCUGAUGUGCCACACCACGAAGAUGUACAGCACUGACGAUGGGGUCCAGUUUCAUGCCUUUGGCCGGGUACUCAGCGGCACCAUCCAUGCUGGGCAGCCGGUGAAGGUGCUGGGGGAGAAUUACACCCUGGAGGACGAGGAGGACUCGCAGAUUUGCACCGUGGGCCGCCUGUGGAUCUCCGUGGCCAGGUACCACAUUGAGGUGAACCGAGUCCCUGCCGGCAACUGGGUUCUGAUAGAAGGCGUGGAUCAACCCAUCGUCAAGACAGCGACUAUCACUGAACCCCGAGGCAAUGAGGAGGCUCAGAUUUUCCGGCCCUUGAAGUUCAACACCACGUCUGUCAUCAAGAUCGCCGUGGAGCCAGUCAACCCAUCUGAGCUCCCCAAGAUGCUGGAUGGCCUGCGCAAGGUCAACAAGAGUUACCCCUCCCUCACCACCAAGGUGGAAGAGUCUGGCGAGCACGUGAUCCUGGGCACAGGCGAGCUCUACCUGGACUGCGUGAUGCACGACCUGCGCAAGAUGUACUCGGAGAUAGACAUCAAGGUGGCCGAUCCUGUGGUCACAUUUUGUGAGACAGUGGUGGAAACGUCCUCCCUCAAGUGCUUUGCCGAGACGCCUAACAAGAAGAACAAGAUCACCAUGAUUGCAGAGCCCCUUGAGAAGGGCCUGGCCGAGGACAUUGAGAACGAGGUGGUGCAGAUAACGUGGAACCGGAAGAAGCUGGGAGAGUUUUUCCAGACCAAGUACGAUUGGGAUCUGCUAGCUGCCCGUUCCAUCUGGGCUUUUGGGCCUGAUGCCACCGGCCCCAACAUCCUGGUGGACGAUACCCUGCCCUCUGAGGUCGACAAGGCUCUUCUUGGCUCGGUGAAGGACAGCAUCGUUCAGGGUUUCCAGUGGGGAACCAGAGAGGGGCCCCUGUGUGAUGAGUUGAUCCGAAACGUCAAAUUUAAGAUCCUGGAUGCUGUGGUUGCCCAGGAGCCCCUGCACCGGGGCGGGGGCCAGAUCAUCCCCACGGCCAGGAGAGUCGUCUACUCAGCCUUCCUCAUGGCCACGCCACGUCUCAUGGAGCCGUAUUACUUUGUGGAGGUGCAGGCCCCUGCGGACUGCGUGUCUGCUGUCUACACUGUCCUGGCCAGGCGUAGGGGGCACGUAACACAGGAUGCGCCCAUCCCUGGCUCCCCUCUCUACACCAUCAAAGCCUUCAUCCCUGCCAUCGAUUCUUUCGGCUUCGAAACGGAUCUGCGGACUCACACGCAGGGCCAGGCCUUUUCCCUGUCUGUCUUCCACCACUGGCAGAUUGUCCCUGGUGAUCCUCUAGACAAGAGCAUCGUGAUCCGGCCCCUGGAGCCCCAGCCAGCCCCCCACCUGGCUCGGGAAUUCAUGAUCAAAACCCGGCGGCGGAAGGGCCUGAGUGAGGAUGUGAGCAUCAGCAAGUUCUUCGACGACCCUAUGCUGCUGGAGCUCGCCAAGCAGGAUGUAGUGCUCAAUUACCCCAUGUGAGCCCCCCUGCUGUUGGCGCCACCACCUGCUACACCCAAGCUUUCUGUCCUGGGCGGAGGUCAGACCAGCCAGGGGUCGGGCACCCCCCGCCCCAAGGAGGGAGCAGGUGCCCCCCACGCCCCGUUACUGCUGGCUUCGUUCCCAGGGAACAGAGUGGAUCUUGGGCUCUGCGAAGAACAAAGGGCCCAGUCUCCAGGAGUCUUAUGUUUUAUAAGUUUGAUCUUAGAUAUGAUUUUCAAGUGAACAGAA
Messenger RNA from Sorex fumeus (smoky shrew), 3252 nucleotides. It is a transcript of the gene EFTUD2, whose product is annotated as elongation factor Tu GTP binding domain containing 2. Gene Ontology annotation, molecular function: translation elongation factor activity; U5 snRNA binding; GTP binding. The transcript has 28 exons. The record is from RefSeq and is a predicted model, not a curated record. Gene Ontology annotation, cellular component: cytosol; U4/U6 x U5 tri-snRNP complex; U2-type catalytic step 2 spliceosome. Gene Ontology annotation, biological process: mRNA splicing, via spliceosome. Lineage: Eukaryota; Metazoa; Chordata; Mammalia; Eulipotyphla; Soricidae. Bases 85 to 3003 code for a protein of 972 amino acids.